Cariama cristata (Red-legged seriema) is the source of this 1225-nucleotide messenger RNA. Its product is annotated as focal adhesion kinase 1-like. The annotation marks the transcript as partial. The transcript has 11 exons. Gene Ontology annotation, cellular component: cytoskeleton. The record is from RefSeq and is a predicted model, not a curated record. NCBI's taxonomy places the organism in Eukaryota, Metazoa, Chordata, Aves, Cariamiformes, Cariamidae.
AUGAAUACUCUGUAUACCGUUCACCAGCUUAACCUUAGGGAAAUGAAACGGAUCUGGCCUACUUUGAUAAGGGCUGUGAGAUAUCUGCAAUCAAAGAAAGAAUAUGACAGAUACCUAGCAUCUAGCAAAACCAUGGCAGCAGCUUACCUUGAUCCAAACUUGAAUCAUACACCAAGUUCAAGUGCAAAGACGCACCUCAGUACUGGGAUGGAGCGUUCCCCAGGGGCCAUGGAACGAGUCUUAAAGGUUUUUCACUACUUUGAAAAUAGCAGUGAACCGACAACGUGGGCCAGCAUUAUCCGGCAUGGAGAUGCUACUGAUGUCCGAGGCAUAAUUCAGAAGAUUGUGGACUGUCACAAAGUGAAAAAUGUGGCCUGCUAUGGGUUACGGCUGAGUCAUCUGCAGUCUGAGGAGGUUCACUGGCUACACCUGGACAUGGGGGUGUCCAAUGUGAGAGAGAAAUUUGAACUAGCCCACCCUCCAGAAGAAUGGAAAUAUGAAUUGAGAAUUCGAUAUUUGCCAAAAGGAUUCCUAAACCAAUUCACUGAGGACAAACCAACCCUAAAUUUUUUCUAUCAGCAGGUGAAAAAUGACUAUAUGUUAGAAAUAGCAGAUCAAGUGGACCAGGAAAUUGCUUUGAAACUAGGUUGCCUUGAAAUCCGGAGAUCCUACGGAGAGAUGAGAGGCAAUGCAUUAGAAAAGAAGUCCAACUAUGAAGUGUUAGAGAAAGAUGUUGGUUUAAGACGUUUUUUUCCGAAGAGUUUACUAGAUUCAGUGAAGGCCAAAACACUACGAAAAUUGAUCCAACAAACUUUUCGACAAUUUGCCAACCUCAAUAGAGAAGAAAGUAUUUUGAAAUUCUUUGAGAUCCUCUCUCCAGUGUACAGAUUUGACAAGGAAUGCUUCAAGUGUGCUCUCGGUUCAAGCUGGAUUAUUUCAGUGGAACUGGCAAUUGGCCCGGAAGAAGGAAUCAGUUACCUUACAGACAAGGGUGCGAAUCCAACUCAUCUAGCAGACUUUAAUCAAGUGCAAACUAUUCAGUAUUCAAACAGUGAAGACAAGGACAGAAAAGGGAUGUUGCAACUCAAAAUAGCAGGUGCACCUGAGCCUCUGACAGUGACAGCACCAUCCUUAACCAUUGCAGAGAAUAUGGCUGACUUGAUAGAUGGAUAUUGCCGACUGGUGAAUGGAGCUACGCAAUCUUUUAUUAUCAGGCCACAGAAAG